CAAAAGUUGAAAAGAAAAGUUGGGACGAAGAGAAAACCUCGUGUUAUCCAUACGAAUGCGCGCUUCCUGCGCACACAUCGCCUUCACUUCAAUCUGGUGGGAAAUCAGAAGAACACUUGAGAGAGAGAAGUGAAAAUCAUUCUGCAGCCACACUCGGUAGAUAACUUGUUGAAUGAGUUCGUCCCAGGAUCAGAUUUACGCGAUGCCGCUUGUGGCAAAGAAGCACAACUGACAGGAGAUCAAGCGACGACAUCUGACAGCCACUGACUUAUGAGGAGUGUCACUCCUCUCUUCUCAUCUCCUUUGACCGUUAGUUGACCCUGUCAUCAACUCUUCUGAAGGAGCUCACUUGUUGACACACCUCAUCAACCAGGCAGAAGAGGCAGCAAUCAAAGACAAAAUAACCGAAUGGGGGCUAAUCGUCGCCUGGAGCUGCUGACACAGAAGUAGCAACAUGCUGCCACAGUUUCCAAAUCCUCCACUGCACCGUUCAAUUUAGAAAACUCUCAGUCAUUGUGUUGUUGCUGUGACGAAGCAGCAGCUGUAAAGUCAAAACAAGAAGAAGAAUUCCUCAGAAGUCCUCCAGAACGAAACCAGCGAUGCUUUGGCACGUAUUGUUCGCGCUGCAAGCCGUCUGCACCAGCGUGGCACUCACCAUGCAACAUUACCCAGCAGCCUGGGGACACUAUGACGUGUGCAAGUCCCAGAUCUAUACAGAGGAGGGCCUGGCAUGGGACUACAUGGCCUGUCAACCGGAAGCCACCGACAUGACAAAGUACCUGCGAGUGGCCCUCGACCCCCCAAAUAUCACGUGUGGAGAUCCGCCAGAAACGUACUGCGCUUUGGAAAACCCUUACAUGUGCAACAAUGAAUGUGACGCUACCACCGAGGAGCUGGCUCACCCUCCUGAGUUGAUGUUUGACUUUGAGGGUCGCAACCCCACAACCUUUUGGCAAUCCACCUCCUGGAAGAAGUACCCAAAGCCCCUGCAGGUCAACAUCACGCUGUCAUGGAACAAGACCGUUGAGCUGACGGAUGACAUCGUCCUGACCUUCGAGUCCGGCCGACCGGAGCAGAUGGUCCUGGAGAAGUCGCUCGACUACGGCCGGACCUGGACCCCGUACCAGUUCUACGCCACCGACUGCCUGGAUGCGUUCACCAUGGAACCCAAGACAGUGAGUGACCUCACCCAGCGCACCCUGCUGGAUAUCAUCUGCACUGAGGACUACUCCAGAGGCUACGUGUGGAAGAACGACAAGACGGUACGCUUUGAAAUCAAGGACCGCUUUGCCCUGUUCGCCGGCCCUCGACUACACAACAUGGCCUCUCUGUACGGCCAACUGGAUACCACCAAGAACCUGCGGGACUUCUUCACCAUCACCGAUCUGAGGAUUAAGCUGCUGAAGCCAGCCACUGGAGCCACCAUGGUGGAUGAGAACAACCUGUCCAGAUAUUUCUACGCCAUCUCUGACAUCAAGGUGCAGGGCAGAUGCAAGUGCAACCUGCAUGCCAACAGCUGUGUGUUUGACAAGGGGAAGCUGGGCUGCGAGUGCGAACACAACACCACGGGGCCAGACUGCAGCCGCUGCAAGAGGCACUACCACGGAAGAGCCUGGAGUGUGGGCUCCUACCUCCCCAUACCCAAAGGAACUGCAAAUAUAUGUAUUCCCAGCAGUCAUGGACCAGUGCAUCGAGCAAAUGCCUCAUCUCUUGGUGUUGCAAAUCGUAACCAAGCUCGAGUGUGUGACAACGCGAUGCUGCGCUGUCAGAACGGCGGCACGUGCCACCACCAUCAGCGGUGCCAUUGUUCCCCUGGCUUCACGGGCGUCCUGUGCGAGAGAGUUCGCUGCCAGGGCCCCGGGGAGUGUGAUGACCAAUUGUCUGGACGGGCCACUUUCCAUCAUCCACUGAUCGGCUGCCACGUCGCUCUCACCGCCAUAGUCCUCCCACUACUGAUUGUUUCCCUUUGCUGAGGGACCUGACGGGCCUCCCAUCCUCAACCAAACCCUAAGACCACAUAUGAUGAGACUGAACUCUCAACAUUAAGGACAUUAAGGACGAGAGACGUGUGAGCAACGUGCUCGGCAUAAGCAACUCUUUUGUAUACCCACAGCUGUGGUUGUCAGUGUUACCAACAGGUCGAGCGCCGAUCUGUUGUGCUGAACGAUAGAUGGAUCUGUGAAAGGCUUGGUGAAGUCACCGCUGUCUAUCGCUGUCACGGAGGAAACGGGUGGGGGCCUCACUUUGUGGUUAUGUCAUUGGCUGAUGAAUCUCAUUAGAGGCAGAUGGGAGACUCAGAUGCAGCGACACACACUCUGAGAGCAAACUGUACAAAACUAGACACACGAUUUCUAAGUAUCAUCUGAAGUGAUAAAAAAAUAAAAUAAUACUGUGGACGGGGACAUCUUAAAACAUCUUGCCUCGCUGCCUCCUUCCUUACUUGCCGUCUUCUAUGUUCUCCCUCCCUCCCUUCCUCACCUCCUCCCUCCUCACUUCCUCUCUCCUGUGCUUUGGUGACUCUGGUGAUUUUUAUUUGCUGAAGGGUGUCAGUUGUUUUUUGCCAAAUGCUGCACAUGUAUUAUUAUCAAGCCCCUUGACAAAAUACCAAUGUAGUACUUUUUUCUUUCUCAGAAGCUUUGUAGUCAUGCUUGAGCUCACCUGUACGGGAAAAAAAAAAAAGUUGUAACAUACUGUAACUGUAUUUAAUUUUUGUAUAAAAACAGAUAUUUUCAUGACUACGCAAAGUGAAAAAGAUGUAUUACUUGUUUUCUAUUGCUGCCGACCUGUCCUAGAUGUGGACUAUGAGUAUAAGGAGUUUGGUUGUAUCAUUUCUUUGCUUGUGUGGCACAUGGCUUUCCUCAAAUGAGAGCUGCUGUCAAAACUAUGUUUACAUACACACGUACACAAUACACUUCCACCAAAGGGAAAAAGAAAAUCAUGUCUGUGUCUUGUUGUUGAACAGUAGUAAUUUUAUUAUGUAGUGACAUGACAUACGAGAAAAGAUGUGUAGAGUGAAACCGUGUAUUGUUUGCAGAUGAGUACAAGCCAAUGACAACAGCUGAAUGUCAUUUUAAAGGCUUUUUUUGAAACGCCAAUCCUUGACCAACCCAUUGGAGCAUCAUUUGCCAGAAACAAUAUAUCAGUAGACAAAUAACUGGGUGGAUGACUAAAGUUGUUUUUUUACUAAUGUGCUGUAAUCCAUCCUUCUUGUGCUCGUGAAACGUGGAGGAUGCAGCAGAAUCUCAACCCAAAAUCUCAUUAGCUUUAUGUGAAUUCAACAAGGGGAAAAAAUGGAGAUUGCACGGCUGUCUCAGAGGUUGUCCAGCUCAAAUCUGUAAUCAGAUCUAAUCCCUGAAUCAAAUGGGAAGAGGGGAAGGUUCUCCGAGCUGGUUGAGGUUGAAAGCCUGCAUCCUGCUGCGGGAGCCUCCGCCAGGCGACACGUUCAGAAAAUGAGCUUUAAUUCACGGAGGAUCAAUGAUUAGAAAUGAAGUCGCAUCCCACUGGGUGACAUAUUGAGCACUGAGACCAAUUUCAUUUGAGAGAUUAAUUUUCCUCCCGAGGUUGUCAUGAAACUCCUAAUUGUGUUAGAGUCUACUGUAAGUGCCUCUCAU
Molecule: messenger RNA, 3611 nt
Organism: Paralichthys olivaceus (Japanese flounder)
Lineage: Eukaryota; Metazoa; Chordata; Actinopteri; Pleuronectiformes; Paralichthyidae
Product: netrin-G1-like
Biological process (GO): animal organ morphogenesis; substrate adhesion-dependent cell spreading; tissue development
Cellular component (GO): basement membrane
Source: RefSeq, a predicted model, not a curated record